ACGUCGCAUUUCCGUCUCUGUUUAUUGUUUUCAGAGAAAUUUCACGGCACAUAUUCAACAUUCUAACUUUGUGUCUCUUUCCUUGUUAAAUAUUCACAAGUCGAUUGCAACAUACGUGUUUAUUUAUUUAUCAACUCAUCCAAUAUCUUGUAUCUUAACAAUACUGCUGUCGAUAGAAAAGAACAACUUCAUCCAGAUCUCUCUAAACUUCUUCUUGUAUCCGCAAUACAAUAUUAUACCGUGAAUAGUAUUCGAAUGAUCUGCUUUGGGAUUGUAUAGUGCCAAAUUUACACAUGAACACUUCUCCCUUAACAACGAUAAACACGGAAGGAAAGGACAUCAUCUGUGACAAAAGGUGAAAACAGAGAGCGAGGGAAACAGGAGGAAAUCCAAUACGGAAUACACAAUACGGAGUGUGACUCAAGGACUUAUGCCAGAAAUUGGAAUGUAAUUUAUUUUCCACACAUAUGUGCUUCAGCCAGCGCCUCACGCAGUGGAGAAAAACACGGACAAAUGCAAAAGUGGGGUUCAUUUGGGAGUGAACAGGCUCUGAGCGGAAAAGGAAUAUCCAUCAAUUAGCGACAAUGGUGAAUUCACGGGCAGAUUUGGAGACGGAACUGGCCGAGGAAAUCCCCGAGCACUGGUUGGCAGUCAUUGCUCACUAUGUGCUGGGCUUCCGGAAUGACACAGUGGACUUCACUGCGCCCAUCCUCAAGCCAGUCGCCGUGCGCUUCUACCCGCUAUUCAUCCUCCAGUACGGGCUGCUCCUCGUGAUUGGCCUACUCUCCAAUAUCGCCGUUAUCGCCUACAUUAUGCACUAUAAAUUGUUUCACGAUGCCACCCACUCAUUCAUCGUUAAUCUGGCUUUCUGCCAUUUCGUGCAGUGCUCGGUCGUCCUGCCGAUCACUCUCAUGGUGCUCCUGAUACAGAAUUGGAUAUUCGGCCAGUUCCUCUGCUUCUUCCUGCCACUACUUCAGGAUAUUCCUCUUCAUGUGGCAAUUAUUACUCAUCUGCUGAUUGCGUGGGAUCGCAUGAGGUGGCUCAUGGACCCGCUGAGAGCUCGUUUGCCAGCUUUCGUCUGCAGCUGUGCGACGUGGUUAGCUGGCAUGGUGAUUGCUCUGCCGUACCCAAUUUACACUACAUAUUUAGACCUCGGGUUGUACAUGAAGCAAUUCCGUGGCGUUGGGAUUUGCGCUGUAAAUCUUGUGGACGAUAUGCAAGAAUAUAUGCGAGGACUUUUUGUCAUAAUGUAUUGCGCACCUGUAACUAUUCUGUCGUAUUUGUACAUAAGAACCUCUCGAGAAUUGCGGGAACCCGAUGGGCCACUCGAUGUACUCAUGUUUGAAGCCAGAGUUGAUACACGCAAUACACAUCAGAGGUCAUCAUCGUCGUCGACGAGCGCGCGAGCGGGAAGGGGAAACACCUACAAUGGCGAGGGUUCGGGGACGAGGCGGCCAUCUCUCAGGGCGCACCAGCAGCGCUCCUACGACCUGUACGACGCCGAGCUGGACGUGUGCCGGGAGAAGAGGACACAGCGCUUCCUGGGCGCAAUGGCAGCCGUGCACGUCAUUUGCGUAUGUCCGCUGAUGAUAAUGAGGCUCGCUCGAAUGGCGCUCGUGGAGACCUACGACAAUGCCACACACUUCGAUCUCACGUAUCUCAUGUUUGUGUGGAUGGCCUUCCUGCCCACCGCCAUCUUCCCGUGGAUCUACGGCUCGUGGGUGUUGACCAGGCCGGUGAAGGAACGUCUCCGCGGCUACUUCCGUCUCUCAUCGCGCCGCAGCAAUAACAGCAUCCCCAAGGCUGGUGAGCCUCGUCUCUCCACCACAGAAGACUUCGUCUCCCAGGAUGUCACCACGGAAAUAUCACACAUCCAGGAGAGUAACUACUCUCGUCACGGCGACUCUUUCACGCGAAAACACUCCCGAAGUCGCCAACACCGACGGAGCAGCAACAGCGAAGGUAAUUCAAUGGCAUCUCGAGGAUCUCGCAGCAAUUCCGUAGGCAGAGUGGCGAAGAGGGACUCAAACGCGAGUUCAGAACUGCGAGAAGUAUCGCCGUUCAACGAACGCAAAAGUGCGCUCGAUGUAAAGCCCGUGGCAUCGUUUGCGUACAGAAAGUCGAGCUUUCUACUGGACACCAACUCAACAUUGUCAAAUGAUCCGUCAUUUCCCGGCUCCACCAGCACUCUGGAGCACGAUCUGGAGAUUAUAGACUUGCUGGAGCGCGAGAGGAGUAUGGAUAUUCAAGAGAUGCUCCAGCGCGAGGCCGCGAUGGAGGAGCAGAGCAGAGCGAAGCCGCGGAUGCUGCCGGAAAUCUCGCCGAACCGCGGUCUGGUCACAUCACCACAGUUGCUGGCCAGCUCAAGGGGCAGCACGCGUAGGGUGAAGCACAGACAACUGGCCAAGGAUAUCGAUCGACGGGAUUUGGCGGCGUCGCGGGCGAGACGCGCCAGACGCACGAAUUGGCUCAAGUCCACGAACUAG
Molecule: messenger RNA, 2486 nt
Organism: Phlebotomus argentipes
Lineage: Eukaryota; Metazoa; Arthropoda; Insecta; Diptera; Psychodidae
Product: orexin/Hypocretin receptor type 1
Exons: 8
Coding region: 585-2486 (633 amino acids)
Biological process (GO): neuropeptide signaling pathway
Cellular component (GO): membrane
Molecular function (GO): neuropeptide receptor activity
Source: RefSeq, a predicted model, not a curated record